AUGGUUUCUUUUGAGAACAUUAUCACUCAAAGUAUGCUCGCUGGCGCUGUGAUGACUGGACCGGCUGUGCUUGACGACAAGUCUGGAACCAUAAAAGUGCCAGGCCAAGCAAUAGCCACCGUCACGAGUCUGAUCUGUCGUAUGCCUGGUAGCCGGGAAGAAGAUUCGGAGGAUGAUGCACACGUACAACCGCAUAUAAAGGUUGAGCCGUUCCAUCAAUCUGACUUACUUAACUUCUCCAAGAGUGCGCUCUUGACUUCGCCGCUUCCAAUGUUCAUUCCCUUGCUUACAGGUCUUUCUCUAGCAUCACUUGGCGUAUGCACCAGCUUAGUGACUGCUCCUGACUGGUACGUGGAUGGCUGGACGACAUAUCCUGUCGUUCUCCUGGCUGCGCCGUUGACCACGGGAAGCGGUGUGCUGUCGGGCUUGAACCAUUCGUGUGUCGAGACGAAAGAUAAUACCCGCGUUGUGGAAGGAUCAAACUGCAUGUCUGAUGCGAUAUAUACACUUCUGUAUAUCGCAGCAUCCGAGAAUGGCCCAACAAGCAAUGCCACUGAUAUCAAGAACGGAACUUUGGCCAUGGAACGAAGUCCUAGUGCCGCAAAGUAUCCGGAUUUGACGCUGAGGAGUGUUUUGAAAGGACCUGAUACAAUGCCGAGCUCGACUACUUCAAUCUACAAAUCGAGGUCAGCAUUGUUUCAACACACCUCAAAUGGUACUCACGGGACUGUACGAUCGAUAGCGUACCCCGAUGGCGGUGAACCUGAAUCUCAAGCGAAUCAUCGAUACCCGAGGAAUAUCUUCUCGUUUGGACAAGGUUCAAAGGGAUUGAAGCUAUCGUAUAGGACGAGUUGCGGAUUUUCUCGAUUCACGGACAAUUCUUUGACCUCGUUGCGCGAUCUUGCCUACAAAUUCGCGCAGACCUCAUUGACAACUAUGCAAUCGGACAAGUAUGCUCUGGAGAUAUUUGACCUGCACAGUCGUGUCAUUGAUCACAUGUUAGUGACGGUGAUCGCCGAGGCAGACGGCUACGGGAAGGAUUAUGAAGAGUUUCCUUUCGCGCCGUUGCUCCCACUAGCGACUGAGUGCUAG
Molecule: messenger RNA, 1092 nt
Organism: Aureobasidium namibiae CBS 147.97
Lineage: Eukaryota; Fungi; Ascomycota; Dothideomycetes; Dothideales; Saccotheciaceae
Exons: 2
Coding region: 1-1092 (363 amino acids)
Source: RefSeq, a predicted model, not a curated record